CCUCACGCUGCACUAUGCCUGGGAAAGCGAGCAGCCAGUGUGUGUAUGUAUGUGUGAGUGUGUUGUGCCUGCCUUGAAGUGCAUCACUACAUGGGACGCACGGCUCUGCUGCUCUGUGUAUUUCUAUGAAUAUUUCUAGCUGCAAGGAGAAAGCACUUUGUACCUGAAUGUGGAUUAUUACACGGGACAGAGGGGGCUCGAAUUCUCAAGGAAAACUAAUCUGCCAGGAAAAGUGGGCUUUUCAGACGGGACUCCCAAGCCUCCCAUGCAGCUUUGCCCGAAUUGUGCCUGCAGUGGCAGCAGCGAAAGGAAUACCGAGGGCUCAAACAGGGAUUCAGCGCUUGUUGGGAUGUUUGUCCUGAAUGGAUGGGGCCACUGAAUUCUGCUCUGGCAAGUGACUAGCACCGCAGGAGUUACUCUAUAUGCGCCUACUGCCCAUUUAUUUGUGGGUGUCGGGCACCCCAUCUGCACCUAAUAGAGGAAUUAGAGGCUUUACAUGGAAAGGCAGAAGAUGAGCUUUAUGGGCAAAACCUUCACCUGCGUUUUAUUUGUGUCCGUAUGUUCCGUCCUAGGUUCUAGACCCCGACUAGAAGAUUUCCCGCCUCGAAUAGUGGAGCAUCCUUCUGAUCACAUCGUCUCAAAGGGGGAACCAGCUACUUUAAACUGCAAAGCAGAAGGCCGACCAACACCUAUUAUUGAGUGGUACAAGGAUGGGGAAAGGGUGGAGACAGACAAAGACGAUCCUCGGUCACAUCGCAUGCUGUUACCCAGUGGCUCACUUUUCUUUCUACGAAUUGUUCAUGGCCGUCGGAGUAAACCCGAUGAAGGGGUAUACAUUUGUGUUGCAAGAAAUUACCUUGGAGAGUCUGUCAGUCGAAAUGCAUCUCUGGAAGUAGCAAUAUUAAGAGAUGAUUUUCGUCAGGCACCCAAUGAUGUGGUAGUAGCAGCAGGAGAACCAGCAGUCAUGGAAUGCAUUCCACCCAGAGGUCAUCCUGAACCCACUAUUUCCUGGAAAAAGGAUAACAUGCGCAUAAGUGAUAAAGAUGAACGCAUCACAAUUCGAGGUGGGAAACUAAUGAUUUCCAAUACGAGAAAGAGCGAUGCAGGCAUGUACAUCUGUGUGGCUACAAACAUGGUGGGAGAACGAGAUAGCGAACCUGCUCAGCUUGUGGUCUUUGAACGCCCCACAUUUAUUAGAAGGCCCAUAAACCAAGUUGUUCUAGCAGAUGAUAUGGUGGAUUUUAACUGUGAAGUUCAGGGUGAUCCUGUACCUACUGCUCGCUGGCGUAAGGAAGAAGGAGAACUACCACGGGGCCGGUAUGAAAUCCUUAAUGAUAAUACAUUGCGGAUCUCUCGGGUGAGUGCUGAGGAUGAAGGAACUUACACUUGUAUCACUGAAAAUAGUGUUGGAAAAUCAGAGGCUUCAGGAUCUCUUGGCGUUCAUGUUGGCCCAUUUUUUCCUCCACAACUGGUCACCCGACCACGAGACCAAAUAGUAGUUCAAGGACGUACUGUUACAUUCCAGUGUGAAACCAAAGGGAAUCCACCACCAGCUGUAUUUUGGCAGAAAGAAGGAAGUCAGAUCCUUCUUUUCCCAAGCCAGCCUCCCCAAACAGUGGGACGAUUUUCUGUCUCUCCGAGUGGAGAACUGACCAUAAUCGAUGUUCAGACAGGAGACUCAGGGUACUACAUGUGUCAAGCCAUUAGUGUGGCUGGAAGUAUCUUAGCUAAGGCUCUACUUGAAGUGGAAGAUGCAACAUCAGAUCGAAUUCCUCCUAUAAUUCGUAGAGGACCAGCCAAUCAAACCCUUGCUGUUGACUCUACAGUGCAGAUGCAUUGCCAGGUAUCUGGUAAUCCUCUUCCAAGUAUACAUUGGCUCAAAGAUGGCCAAAGGAUUGUGGGAAGUGACCCUCGAAUAGGAGUGUUGGACAGUGGAAAUUUACAGAUCACCCAUUUACAGGUGACUGAUUCAGGUGUAUAUACAUGUGUGGCUACAAGUUCAACUGGGGAGACUACAUGGAGUGGAUUUGUUGAAGUUCAAGAAAAAGGAUCUCCAAUACAUGUGCAGCUUUCUGAGCCCAGCCUUGUUCCUGGAUCUCCUUCCAAACCUCUUGUCACUGACGUUACCAAAAAUAGUGUUACUUUAACAUGGCAACCCAAUCUGCAAGCAGGAAACACACAAGUUAAUUCCUAUAUCAUUGAAGCAUUCAGCCAAUCAGCAGGAAGCACCUGGCAAACAGUUGCAGACAACGUGAAAGUAGAAAAGCACACGGUGGUUGGGUUGAACCCAAAUACAAUUUAUCUUUUCAUCAUACGAGCAGUAAAUUCAUAUGGACUUAGUGACCCCAGCCCAAUUUCAGAACCAGUGCGAACACAAGAUGUCAGUCCAACGAGACAAGGUGUUGAUCAUAGGCAAGUGCAGCGCCAACUAGGGGAAGUGGUGGUUCAGCUUCAACAACCGAUUAUUCUUACAUCCUCUACUGUGCAAGUUACAUGGACAGUGGAUCGGCAAGCUCAGUUCAUCCAAGGUUACCGGGUGAUGUAUCGUCCAAAAUCUAGUGUUUGGCUUGUACAGGAUGUGAAGUCUCCCUCUGAACGGAAUACUAUCCUUGUGGACCUCAAAAAAGGCACAGAAUAUGAAAUCAAGAUCCGUCCUUAUUUUGAUGAAUUUCAAGGCAUGGACAGUGAUGUGCUUUUGAUCCGUACACCUGAAGAAGUGCCAAGUGCCCCGCCUCAAGCAGUAUCAGUUGUUACAUUAGGAACGAAUAACAGCACAAAUAUUAGUAUAUCGUGGGAACCUCCUAUAGUGGAACAUCAAAAUGGAAUUAUUCAAGAUUAUCGGAUUUGGGUCUUGGGAAAUGAAACACGCUAUCAUAUCAACAGAACAGUAGAUGGUACUGUCCACUCCACUGUAAUAAGAGGCCUUAGUCCUGGAGUUCUUUACCAUGUGGAAGUGGCUGCUGCAACAAGUGCUGGUUUUGGUGUAAAAAGCCAACCAAUCACCAUCCAGAUAAAGCCUUCUUCAGAUCAAGUUCCAGUUGCCAGUGGAGAAAAUGUCAGCUUGACUGAACAAAUCACAGAUGUUGUUAAACAGCCUGCAUUCAUAGCUGGCAUUGGAGGGGCAUGCUGGGUAAUUCUAAUGUGCUUUAGUGUCUGGAUCUACUGCCGAAGGAAGAAGAGGAAAGAACUGAGCCAUUAUACUGCUUCCUUUGCAUACACACCAGCAGUAUCUUUUCCAGAAAGCUCAGGGCAUAUUACUGCAAGACCAGGAAUGCUAGCUACAAGUGCAUCCAACUACCCUUGGCUAGCAGAUUCAUGGCCAGCAACCAACUUACUACGAAACGGAAAGCCAAAAGAACCUGCAGGGAAUUGUUGUCCAGGAAAUCACAAUCCUUCAGAGAGAUAUUAUAAUGAUGCUGGCAUUUCAAACUAUAUUGCUCAGACUGAGAAGUUCGGAACAGGUGUUUCAGAUGGUCCCAUAUACAGUACAAUUGAUCCAACCACUGAUGACAUGCGAACUUUUAAUGGAGCUUUCUCUCAGCAUACUACACCUUAUGCAACAACACCUGUUGUACCGUAUGGAGGACAAAACAUGCAUUCUCCUGAAUUAGAAGAGAACCAGUGGAAUGUACAGGCUGGAACAUCUGGUGUACUUUAUGCACAACCAGAUCGAACUAAAGCAGAGAAUGGUCCCAAAUCUGGAAAGCAGAAGGCCAUUGGAAAACCAGUAAAAACACCAUCACUAAAUUGGACAGAAAUUCUUCCACCACCCCCGCCUGCCAAUGAGCUGAGUCAAUACCAAGAAGAAGAUACAGAUGUAGAGAUGAGCUCCGACACAGAAGAAUGGUGUCCACCAUUGCCUGAAAGAACUUACCUCAUGGAAAACAUUCAAGAAGGCUGCCCACUUCCUCCACCUCGGGGUGAGGCUUCUUCUCCUGCUCAUUCUUACGGUCAGCAGUCAACAGCCACUCUAACACCAUCUCCCCAGGAUGAGAUGCAUGCUGCAGAAGAUAUUCCAAGGCUACAUCAGUUUGAGAUACCCCCUCAUCCUAGACGACUGCCAUCUGGAUCGGUACCAAUUCCAAGAGCUCCAAGUCCUCCUCUGACACAAUCAAAUCCUAGUCUUCAUACAGCAACGGAAGGUGCAGAAGCACAACGGCAGGGACACAGGCGGAACUUAAGCCAAAAUCCUAAUCUAAGUGCUGAAAAUGUCAACUUGCCAAACAGCGGAAAGUCACAACUAGGAGAAAAUAUAAGCACACCUCCAGGACAGAAAUCGCGAGCAAAGAAGAAGUCAAAAUCAGGUCACUAUCGCAGGGAAGCAAAACAAGGAGAUCUUCCUCCACCACCUGAGCCCCCUCCAGCAGAUGAGGAACCAUGUUCUCCACACACUAAUGGACUACGUAUGGAAUGUUCAGCCUCGUCCUUGGAAAGGGAUACAAGUACUUCUUCAGUUGAGCGGAGAAAUGGGGUAUUACAACAGCGAGGAGCAGCAGGACCUCAAUUCCAUCAGAGAGAUGAUGAAGAACUAAUUCCUUACAGUAAACCUAACUUCCUAUCACGGAGUCAGAUGUCAAGUAAUUGUUCCACAACAGGAAGCAGCUCCUCCAGAGGGUCAGCUGGAUCUAGAGGUCAGGCAUCUGGAAGGAGCAAAACAGGAGACCGGAAAGAGGAAAAGAGAUGAAGAAACCCCAUAAUGGCUACUAAGGCACCAUGUUGGUUAAGGUUUCCUUCCAAGAUCUACGAGAAGAUUCUUUGUUAAAGACACUUUAAAACUGUUCAAAAUAUUUUACAUUCAUUGCUUAUUUAUGACCUUUUUGGGACUUUUUUCCUAUUUUACAUGUAAAUAUGCCUGUUUCCUGCUAAUCAGAUGAAUCUGAAAUCCAGGGAAUGAACUAUAUUUAUAAACAGUUAAAGUUAAAAAGGCAAAUUGUACAUAAAAAUGUUGCUGUUUUAAAUGUGCCAAGUUUUAUAACAAGUCGGAUACGUUUGCACUCUUGCAUUUAAAGAAUGACGAAAGCACAAGGCUGUGUGUUGCAUGCUGUCCCUUCAAAGACUGCGUUAUGGAGAAAGCCAACAUCAACUUAGGGUGCGUGGAAUUGAAAGAGGCCUACAGUUAUCACGGACAUUUGACUGAAUGUUAUGGUGGUUUACUCACAGUACAGGAAAACUAUGGACUGUGGAUGCUGCGUUUUCUAUUGCAAUCAAAAUUUCGGCAUUAUUAUGGACUGAUAUUUAAGCUGGUGCGCCUGAAAAAACCUCUUUGGGGAGAACCACAGCAGACAGAAGAGACAAUAACUCAUGGACAUUGGUAAUCAUUUUAGAAAGAUGGUAAUAAAAAUGAGCUUGCUGUAUGACAGAAAGGGAUGUCUCCACAACUUUUAAGGUACCGUAAUGUUGCAAUCUGCUGCUUUUAAGGCAGCAUGUAACGAUUGCAUUAUGGUAACUAGGAAACUUAUUUUGUAUGCUACAAAUAAAGAUUUUUGCUAAACAUUCCAAAA
Messenger RNA from Xenopus tropicalis (tropical clawed frog), 5501 nucleotides. RefSeq names its product roundabout guidance receptor 3 (gene robo3). Bases 497 to 4684 code for a protein of 1395 amino acids. The record is from RefSeq and is a predicted model, not a curated record. Lineage: Eukaryota; Metazoa; Chordata; Amphibia; Anura; Pipidae. Gene Ontology annotation, cellular component: membrane; plasma membrane. Gene Ontology annotation, biological process: central nervous system development; regulation of multicellular organismal process; regulation of anatomical structure morphogenesis. The transcript has 29 exons.